Molecule: messenger RNA, 1788 nt
Organism: Parascedosporium putredinis
Lineage: Eukaryota; Fungi; Ascomycota; Sordariomycetes; Microascales; Microascaceae
Source: the annotation of a GenBank genome assembly
AUGCCUCCCGGGUCGCAGAAAGGCACUGGCAAGAAGGGCGGUAGCGCCAUGCGCCAGCGGAGUCGGAACACCACGCCAAGCAGCCUCCAACCAACAGCGACUCUGCCGGCGAUAGAAGCCGUUGAUGCUGAAUACUUGGAGCUUCGAGUGGAAAAAUUCCGGUCUCUGACCAACGAAGAUGUCGUGGACCAAGGCGCCGCCAACGCCAUGAUGCCGGAUACGAAAAGUCUAGAUGGCAUGGUCGCCCGUUUGCAGCGGCUACAGAAUACGAUUGACCUACGAAGCAACUUCUACGAUAAAGGGAUGCGCAUCCUCGCCAUGGCGCGCAAGAAUCGUGUGGAUGAAGAGGAGGAGCGGACAGCAACGGAUGGUGACGAGCGCGAAAAGAAGAAUAGGAAGAAGCGCAAGGCAACCGACUCCCUGGCUCCUCAAGAUACGAAGCCUGAGCGGUCUUCCCCACUACGCGAAUCCACCAAGGCAAAGAAACAUCACCGCGAGAAUUCGGCUAGUUCCUCACUUUCGCCAGUUGCACAAGCAUCCCCAACUGCCAUGGAUGUGGACGAGAGCGCCAAGGCAGACGAAAAUGAAGAAGAAGAGAGCUCUGAUGACGAAUCACGGCCCCCGCGGCCCAUGCUUCCGCAAAGUAACACGUUUGGCGACGACCCCUCCACCUUUCCCGAUCCUACAGUUGCCAAACCAGCCAACCAGAUCAGCUUUUCCACCUUUUCCACCUACACCGAACCCUACUUCCGCCCUUUUUCGGAAGAGGAUCUGGCCUUUCUUAGGGAAAGGGCCGAUCGAGUGGCUCCGUUCGCCAUGCCGAAGAGGGGCAAGAAGCACUACACAGAAAUUUGGGCGGAGGAGGAUGGCGCCAUGGCCGUGGACUCACACCCUUCGAGGGACCGGCUGCCCCCGAAUCAGGCACGCGGGUCCAUCGAAAUCAUGGGCGAUGACGUUGCGGAAACUGAUAAGCUCUCCGUCGGGCCACUCCUCAGCCGCCUACUGCAAGCUAUGCGGCCUGAACCUAGGGCGCCCCUUAGUGAGGAUCGAUCGAAUAGCGUGAAUGGAGACGCAAUCAUGAGCCUAGACAUGAACGGGGAUGGGCCCGAGAACGGCGUGGCCAGCGAGGAUAAGUCCAAUUCGCUCGCGCCGGCUAGCGCCAUGCUCGAAUCGUCGACGGAGGCGUGGAAGAAGGCGUCGCAUCCGAAGCUUGACUACGGUCAAGUGGAUGAGCGCAUCAAGCAAGAGCUCCGCCAUAUUGGCUUCCUCGCGCCGGAGCCUAGUUUUGAGGCCGAGUACGACGGACACUUUGACGACGAGGUGUCGGCACGGCUUCGGCUGCUGCAGGAACGCCUGCGCGAGCAGAUGCUUAUCAACGGUGCUCGCAAGGCCCGGCUGACAGAAUUAGUCAAGGAGCGUAUGGCUCACCAAGAAUACCAAACCAUCCUGGAAGAUCUGGACCUGCAAGUCCAAAGUGCCUACCUCAAGCGAACAAGGACGAUGGGCAAGAGCAAGAAGAACAAGCGACCCGGUGGCGCGGGCGGUGGCAGCCACCUAGUCGGGGCCACGGGCACGGCGCGGCCUGGCAUUGGCGAUCUCACGCGGACCCUCAUGGAGCGGCGGCGGCGGUGGAUCGAUACUAUUGGUUCCGUAUUCGACGACGAGAAUUUGGGUAGAGUACCGCGUGUUUCCGAGCCAGACAGCUCCAUCUUCAGAUCGGCGGAAAUGGGGCCGCUUCUCAAGAGGGAGAAGCAACAGUGGGACGAGGAGGUGGAAGACGAAGAGUGA